ACCCCCACAAUCUCAAACCAGCAAAACUCAUUUCCUCUUUGACUCCUGAGUCUCUCUCUUUGUUUCCAGACCAAAAGCAAAACCUUCAAUGGCAAUUGAUCUCGUUAGGUUCUCCAAGAUCGACGAUCGGACGGCCAUGGAAGAGGCCGCCUCCGCUGGCUUACAGAGCAUGGAGCAUCUCAUCCGUGUCUUGUCCAGUCAAACCCCGUCUCACAACAACCUCGACUGCGGUGAAAUCACCGACUUCACCGUCGCUAAGUUCAAGCAGUUCAUCUCCGUCUUGAACCGGACCGGUCACGCCCGCUUCCGCCGCGGACCGGUCAAGCAACCUAGUGACUCUACCACUACUUCUUCUCCUCCUCCUCCACCUCCUCCCAACCCGGUCCCACCAAAGCCUCAGGUUACUUUGUCUUUGGAAACCGGAAAUCCCAAUACCAAUACCAAUACGAACACCCAUUCCAAGUCCAAAGACUGCCUCACCUUAUCUCCUCCCAUGUCCACAACGUCAUCGUUUCUUUCUUCCAUCACCACCGGAGACGGCAGCGUUUCGAACGGCAAAGUUUUCUCCUCAGCUGCCUUUCCCCCGGCUCCGGCCUUUUCCGCCGGUAAACCCCCGCUCUCCCAAUCCCACCGGAAACGCUGCCACGACGAGCUCGCAACCAAAACGACAUCGUCCGGUCGAUGCCAUUGUUCUAAAAGAAGAAAAUCCAAGGUGAAGAGGACAGUCCGAGUGCCGGCGAUUAGUUCGAAAAUCGCCGACAUACCUUCCGACGAGUUUUCGUGGAGGAAGUACGGCCAAAAGCCGAUCAAGGGCUCCCCAUACCCACGAGGCUAUUAUAAGUGUAGUAGCGUGCGAGGGUGUCCAGCAAGAAAACACGUGGAGCGCGCGCAAGACGACCCCACCAUGCUUAUCGUUACCUACGAAGCGGAGCACCGUCACCCUCACCCGCAGCAGUCAAACUCUGUCCCGGCGGGUGUUGUCGGACUCGUGUUCCAAUCCGCCUGAAGAAGGAACAUUUGUUGCAAUGAUCGCGACCGUUGAAAAGGCGCCGUGACGCUGGAGUUGGGGCAUGGCGGGUGAUGUUAGAAGCCCACUGACAAAAGUCAAACAAAAAUGUCAAAAAUAUAGGGUGUAAUGGAAAAUGGGAAGGGGUAUGAUGUAAAUUACGAAAGAAAGAAGGGUGGAAUAUAAUUUUGUGGAUCUUGAACAUUAAAUUAAUUCAUUUUUCGUAUUUGUUGAUGAUGGGAUAUUGGAUUCGUUUGGUUGAAAUCUAGGUCACGCGCGCAAAAAGUCAAAAGGGGAAGUGGGGGGAGCAUUAGAAAUAGAAUAAUCUUCUUUUUUAUAUUCAUGUCGUCUAGAUGUACACAAAGUCAAUGGAGUUAUUCUUGGGCGUUGGCCCCACGCCAGCUAGUUGACUGUGAGAUCCGGUUUUGGCUAGUUGUGUGUGGUGUGUAAUGGGUGGAAAAGAUGUAGAUGCGAGCAGUGAGCUAACUUGGGUGAAAGUCACACUUUUCAAAGUAUUGAAGUCUCGAGUUUGUGACGUCUCUUGCAUUAAAUUUAUACGAGUUUAGCGUCUUACUUUUCCA
Rosa chinensis is the source of this 1587-nucleotide messenger RNA. RefSeq names its product probable WRKY transcription factor 11. Bases 89 to 1006 code for a protein of 305 amino acids. NCBI's taxonomy places the organism in Eukaryota, Viridiplantae, Streptophyta, Magnoliopsida, Rosales, Rosaceae. Gene Ontology annotation, biological process: regulation of DNA-templated transcription. Gene Ontology annotation, molecular function: DNA-binding transcription factor activity; sequence-specific DNA binding. The record is from RefSeq and is a predicted model, not a curated record. The transcript has 3 exons.